This is a messenger RNA of Mesorhabditis belari, 417 nucleotides long. Lineage: Eukaryota; Metazoa; Nematoda; Chromadorea; Rhabditida; Rhabditidae. The record is from the annotation of a GenBank genome assembly.
AUGAUCUUCACAAAUCGUUCGAGUGCUGGAGAGCUUUUGGGGAAUCAAACAGUGACGACAAACUAUCGUCACUACUCUGAAUUUGAGCUUAAUUUUCUGACGAUUGGAUCGAUUAUCGUUCAAAUCUUGUCCUUUUUCAUUGCCUUUUUUCUCCCAAUGAGAGAAAUCACCGGCUCGAUAUUCAGUCAACGAAAAGUCACCACAAUGAGAGAGCAAUUGGAAGCUUUUCUCAAAAAUCUCUUCGAUAUCGACAUUCUAUUGUUGGUUCCAUUCCAUAUUUUUGCUGGAAUGUAUGUCGCUUUUUUGCUCACCGUUUACCCGACGACGGUGUUGUUUACUAGUGAUUUUGCGACGUAUCGAGACCUUGUUGGCUACAUUUGCAUGGCGUUAGCAGUUGGAGAAAUAGCAAGUAAAGAU